Messenger RNA from Asterias rubens (European starfish), 618 nucleotides. RefSeq names its product ficolin-1-like. The transcript has a single exon. Bases 1 to 618 code for a protein of 205 amino acids. Lineage: Eukaryota; Metazoa; Echinodermata; Asteroidea; Forcipulatida; Asteriidae. The record is from RefSeq and is a predicted model, not a curated record.
AUGCAUCGAGCUGGUUACCGUGACAAUUGCAGCUUUCCUACAAGUCUGACUGAUGGGAUACAGCAAAACGGUAACACAGAUACAGAUGGAGGAGGCUGGACCGUCAUCCAGAGGAGACAAGAUGGCUCUGUUGACUUUUACCGUACCUGGGACGAAAACCAAACCGGGUUUGGUGAUCUGCUUAAUGAGUUCUGGUUGGGGAAUGAUAUCUUGCGUGACCUUACUGGGUCAGGUCAAUGGGAGCUCAGAGUAGAAAUGGAAGAUUGGGAGUCCAACACAGCUUGGGCUUCUUACGGUGAGUUUGCUGUUACUGGAGACAUGAACACUCUCCAUGUUGGUUCGUACGACACUCAGAGUACAGCAGGUGAUUCCAUGGCAUCUCAUAAUGGCAAAGCAUUCUCGACGAAAGAUAAUGACAAUGAUGAUAACAAACAUAACGAUUGUGCCCAGUCUAAUGAAGGUGCAUGGUGGUUUGGUUACUGCCAUGAAGCUCAUCUGAACGGUAAAUACUUUCCCCAGGGAGAAUUUUCCGGUGGAAAAGGAAUUGAAUGGGUAGGAUGGAAAGGACGAGGAUACUCACUGAAGAAAUGUACCAUGAAAAUACGGCAAGUUUUGUAA